Messenger RNA from Verruconis gallopava, 2007 nucleotides. RefSeq lists its product as uncharacterized. The transcript is spliced from 2 exons. Bases 293 to 1804 code for a protein of 503 amino acids. NCBI's taxonomy places the organism in Eukaryota, Fungi, Ascomycota, Dothideomycetes, Venturiales, Sympoventuriaceae. The record is from RefSeq and is a predicted model, not a curated record.
GAGCCGAUGUACCUUAGGCGCCACUUGAUGGAGCUGACAAGGACCAAUCGAAGGUGAUGGGGAAAAUCUGCCCUCAAUAUGGACGUGGCUGCUUACGGUACGUCUCGAAACGUGCGAGGAUUGGACGCCUGGUUGGAAUCGACUUUGGUCAACAUCAUGGCAAGGCAGAGACGUAUAUUCGGACCACCAGGCCUUUGAUGUCCAAUGUCCUUUCUGUGUUUACACUAGCAUUGCCAAAGUGUAUCCUGACUUCGAAAUCCCCAACAUCAGAGGGCGUGUUUGUGGCUGAAGGAUGGGUUCGUACGUUUCCAAGCCUUCUUCGCCCCCACGGAUCGCCUCCGAUACCGUCAUCCCUCUACACUACUUUGACGACAACUCUAUGCUUCGCUCCUUCGUCCCCGAGGUCACCUUACGUUUUGACGAUGUUUUGGACGUGGACAAGAUUCGGAACGCUUUGGACCGCUUGCUGAGCAGGAAGGGAUGGCGUAAAUUAGGAGCACGAGUUAGGUUCAAUAGCAAGGGGAAAUUGGAAUAUCACAUUCCAGAGACCUAUACCCCGGACCGACCUGGCUACAUUCUCACGGAAGACAAAUACAAUGUGCGUAUCGAGGAACACCCGGUUGGAGCGCAACUACCACAUCCAGUGGGUAAGGAUAAGACGCGACCUUUAUUCUUCGGCGAUCCAUUCUCUUUCGCCUCCAUAACUAGACAUCCGGAUACACCCAAGACGAUGGAAAAGUGGCUACAUUGCGACGUUCCGCAGCUGUUUUUUCACGUGACCUCGUUUGAAAAUGCUACCUUAUUCACAACCACCUGGCCGCAUACGCUGGCUGAUGCGAUGGGCUUUUCGAUGAUUCUCAAUUCAAUCUCGCUGAUCUUGCAAGGCAAGGACCACUACGUUCCUGAAUAUCUCGGCGCCGAAGAAGACUUGCUUCAGACACUGGGGACGACAGCAAACCCGAAGGAUUUCGUGCUCCACGACUAUCUGCUCUCAGGAUUUGCCGGCCUACGAUUUGGCCUGUAUCUUGCCCUGGACAUGUUUAUCAACCGGAGAAACACACUUCGCGCAAUCUGCGUGCCUCACACAUACUUUCAGCGCAUCUACGAGGAGACUCUGGGCGAGCUGAAUCUCACCAUCGAUCCGAAGUCUACGUGCCGGGUUCAACUUCCCGACGAAAAGUUCGUAAGUGAGUCAGAUGUCCUCUUUGCCUGGUGGUCGCGCAUGCUUCUUUCGGCGCUUAAGCCUCGGCGUAGGGAUGCGCCUGUUGGAUUAAUGAACGUCUUCGAUUACCGCGCUGAAUUUCCACACUUGCUACCUAAGCAGGGUGUCUACGUUGGUAACGCAACAUUUGGAGGUUUCACGCUUCUCACUUGUCAGCAAAUAUUGACCAGCACGCUUGGCUUUGUGGCUCAGCGCCUAAGGAACAGUCUAAACGAACAACGCACUCGUCCCCAAAUCGAGGCCGUGGCUGCGGCGCACAGGGAGGCUCUAGACAAAACAGGUUUCACGGCCAUGUUUGGGCAGCCUGACCAGUAUCUCUUCGCUCUGUCAAAUUGGCAUCGAGCCAAGCUGUUCCAGGUCGACUUCUCCGCUGCUCUCGUCGAUCCCGCGAAGAAAGAGCAAAACCGACUGGCCGGCAAACCUUCCUACGUUCAUCCGGUAGGGUACAACAACGGUUUUGCAAUCCGUAACUUUGGUGCGGUGUCUGGUAGAGACCACGAAGGAAACUGGUGGCUAAGUUGGUUCACAGGCGAUGACACGUGGGAUAUCAUAGAGAAAGAGAUGGCAAAACUGCUAGAUUGAUAUCCCCGAAUCUUAGAUCCAAACUAUUUGCGAUAUCGGGUUAGAUUAUGCCUUGAUCUAAAACGUUUGGCGGAGUCAAUUCAUUGCACAAAAGUCUCCCGUACUCUCGAAGCUGGAGUUGUAAAAUCUUGUUGAGAGCCGAACAGCUACACCAGAGCAUGCCACAAUCUACAACGACGAUAAACAGCACAAUAUUCUUGAGU